This is a messenger RNA of Grus americana (Whooping crane), 1561 nucleotides long. RefSeq names its product DnaJ heat shock protein family (Hsp40) member B5 (gene DNAJB5). Gene Ontology annotation, cellular component: cytosol. The record is from RefSeq and is a predicted model, not a curated record. The coding region runs from base 364 to 1407 and encodes 347 amino acids. Gene Ontology annotation, molecular function: protein-folding chaperone binding. Gene Ontology annotation, biological process: negative regulation of transcription by RNA polymerase II. The transcript has 4 exons. Lineage: Eukaryota; Metazoa; Chordata; Aves; Gruiformes; Gruidae.
CCAGGUGGCCUUGACUUGUCUGAAGGCAUCUGGGUUGGGAGGUUGAUGCAGGAAUGGCCUUGCCUGCCUCAAACCCACCCUGUGGCGCCUUCCCCCCCCUCCCGCUCCGCUCCCGAGGGGGUUAAAUGGGAAGGCAGGAGAGGAUGACUGAGCAGAAGAGAGAGAGGAGCGGUGGCAAGGCGCAGCUGAUCCCCCGGAGGUGGGAGGGAAGGAGAGAGGCUCUGCGGGGACAGAGUCGUGUUUUACCAUCAUCGCGCAUGUGAGUGUCGCCUCCGGAGUGUGCCUUAACCCACCGGGUCACCCGUCGGCGGCUGGUCCUCACCGGCACGGAAUAAGUACUCGGCUCCCGGCAGUGUCGCCGUCAUGGGGAAGGACUAUUACAAGAUUUUAGGCAUCCAGUCUGGUGCAAACGAGGAUGAAAUCAAGAAAGCCUAUCGGAAAAUGGCCCUGAAGUAUCACCCCGAUAAGAAUAAAGACCCCAACGCUGAGGAGAAGUUCAAGGAGAUUGCGGAGGCUUACGAUGUCCUGAGCGACCCCAAGAAACGAGCCGUUUACGACCAGUAUGGGGAGGAAGGUCUCAAAACUGGAGGUGGCUCUUCAGGUGGCUCAGGGAACACUUUCCACUACACCUUCCAUGGAGACCCCCAUGCCACCUUCGCAUCCUUCUUCGGAGGCUCCAACCCUUUCGACAUCUUCUUCGCUAGCAGCCGCUCCCGGAUGUUCAAUGGCUUUGACCAGGAUGACAUGGAUAUCGAAGACGACGACGACCCUUUCAGUGCCUUCGGCCGGUUUGGCUUCAAUGGCAUUAAUGGGGUUCACCGUCGGCACCAAGAGUCCCUGCACACACGGAGGAAGGUCCAAGACCCACCUGUCAUCCAUGAGCUGAAGGUGUCCCUAGAAGAGAUCUACCACGGCUCCACCAAGAGGAUGAAGAUCACCCGCAGAAGGCUCAAUGCUGACGGCCGGACCAUGCGGACUGAGGACAAGAUCCUAAACAUUGUCAUCAAACGGGGUUGGAAGGAGGGAACCAAAAUCACAUUCCCUAAAGAAGGGGACGCCACCCCGGACAACAUCCCUGCUGACAUCGUCUUCAUCCUCAAGGACAAGCCUCACUCACACUUCAAGAGGGAUGGGACAAAUGUGGUCUACACGGCAAACAUCAGUCUUAAAGAGGCCUUGUGCGGCUGCACCGUGAACAUUCCCACCAUCGACGGGCGGGUGAUCCCGCUGCCCUGCAAUGACAUCAUCAAGCCGGGGACAGUGAAGAGACUGCGUGGGGAGGGGCUGCCCUUCCCCAAGGCCCCCAGCCAGCGAGGAGACUUGAUCGUGGAGUUCAAAAUCCGCUUCCCAGACAGAAUAGCUCCCCAGACGAGACAGAUCCUGAAGCAGCACCUCCCGUGCUCCUAGAGCCCGGGGACUCUCCUCCAAGCAGCAAUACUCCAAACACAUGUGCCGCAGCACCCGCCCUGCAUGGAGCAGAGGUGCCACUGCACUUUCAAAUGCAAAAAAAAAAAAAAAAAAAAACCCAACACACCAACCACAAAAACCCCCUCACACCACU